GGAGGGACGGGCGGACGGGAGGAAGGAGGGAGGGAAGGGAAGGGAGGAGGCAGCAGCGGCAGCAGCAGCAGAAGCAGCAGCAGCGCUCGUUCCUGCGGCCGCCAUGGUGGAUUACCACAGCGCUGGGCAGCCCUACCCCUACGGCGGCAACGGGCCCGGCCCCAACGGCGACUACAUGGCCCAGGAGGACGACUGGGACCGCGACCUCCUCCUCGAUCCCGCCUGGGAGAAGCAGCAGCGAAAGACGUUCACGGCUUGGUGCAACUCCCACCUGCGGAAGGCCGGCACGCAGAUCGAGAACAUCGACGAGGAUUUCCGCGACGGCCUCAAGCUCAUGCUGCUGCUGGAGGUGAUUUCAGGCGAGCGAUUGCCGAAACCGGAGCGGGGUAAAAUGAGGGUGCACAAAAUCAACAACGUGAAUAAAGCCCUGGAUUUCAUCGCGAGCAAAGGCGUCAAGCUGGUCUCGAUAGGAGCCGAAGAGAUCGUCGACGGCAACGCCAAGAUGACGCUGGGCAUGAUCUGGACCAUCAUCCUCAGAUUCGCCAUCCAGGACAUCUCGGUGGAAGAGACCUCGGCCAAGGAGGGCCUGCUGCUGUGGUGCCAGAGGAAGACGGCUCCCUACAAGAACGUCAACGUGCAGAACUUCCACAUCAGCUGGAAAGACGGUCUGGCUUUCAACGCCUUGAUCCACCGGCACAGACCGGAGCUCAUCGAAUACGACAAGCUCCGGAAGGAUGACCCGGUGACGAAUCUGAACAACGCCUUCGAAGUGGCGGAGAAGUACCUGGACAUCCCCAAGAUGCUGGACGCGGAGGACAUUGUCAACACAGCUCGCCCCGACGAGAAAGCCAUCAUGACCUAUGUGUCCAGCUUCUACCAUGCCUUUUCGGGGGCUCAGAAGGCCGAGACGGCGGCCAACCGCAUCUGCAAAGUGCUGGCCGUCAACCAGGAGAACGAGCACCUGAUGGAGGACUACGAGAAGUUGGCUUCCGACCUGCUGGAGUGGAUCAAGCGCACCAUCCCUUGGCUGGAGGACCGCAGCCCCCAGAAGACCAUCCAGGAGAUGCAGCAGAAGCUGGAAGAUUUCCGCGACUACCGGCGGGUCCACAAACCCCCCAAAGUGCAGGAGAAAUGCCAGCUGGAGAUCAACUUCAACACCCUCCAGACCAAGCUCCGCCUGAGCAACCGACCCGCCUUCAUGCCCUCCGAGGGGAAGAUGGUCUCGGACAUCAACACGGGCUGGCAGCACCUGGAGCAGGCGGAGAAGGGCUACGAGGAGUGGCUACUGAACGAGAUCCGCCGGCUGGAGCGCCUCGACCACCUGGCCGAGAAGUUCCGGCAGAAGGCCUCCAUCCACGAGGCCUGGACCGAAGGCAAGGAGGCCAUGCUGAAGCAGAAGGACUACGAGACGGCCACGCUCUCGGACAUCAAAGCCCUCAUCCGGAAGCACGAAGCCUUCGAGAGCGACCUGGCGGCUCACCAGGACCGGGUGGAGCAGAUCGCCGCCAUCGCCCAGGAGCUCAACGAGCUGGAUUACUACGACUCGCCCAGCGUGAACGCGCGGUGCCAGAAGAUCUGCGACCAGUGGGACGUCCUGGGCUCCCUCACCCACAGCAGGAGAGAGGCCCUGGAGAAAACGGAGAAGCAGCUGGAAACCAUUGACGAGCUGCACCUGGAGUACGCCAAGAGGGCGGCCCCCUUCAACAACUGGAUGGAGAGCGCCAUGGAAGACCUGCAGGACAUGUUCAUCGUCCACACCAUCGAGGAGAUCGAGGGACUCAUCGCCGCUCACGACCAGUUCAAGUCCACGCUGCCCGACGCCGACAAGGAGCGGGAGGCCAUCCUGGGCAUCCAGCGGGAAGCGCAGCGGAUCGCCGACUUCAACAGCAUCAAGCUCUCCGGGAACAACCCCUACACCUCCGUCACCCCGCAGAUCAUCAACUCCAAGUGGGAGCGGGUCCAGCAGCUGGUGCCGAAGCGGGACCAUGCCCUGCAGGAUGAGCAGAGCAAGCAACAAUCCAACGAGCACCUCCGGCGGCAGUUCGCCAGCCAGGCCAACAUCGUGGGGCCCUGGAUCCAGACCAAGAUGGAGGAGAUCGGGCGCAUCUCCAUCGAGAUGAACGGGACGCUGGAGGACCAGCUCAACCACCUCAAGCAGUACGAGCAGAGCAUCGUGGACUACAAACCCAACAUCGACCUGCUGGAGCAGCAGCACCAGCUCAUCCAGGAGGCCCUCAUCUUCGACAACAAGCACACCAACUACACCAUGGAGCACAUCCGGGUGGGCUGGGAGCAGCUCCUCACCACCAUCGCCCGCACCAUCAACGAGGUGGAGAACCAGAUCCUCACCCGCGACGCCAAGGGCAUCAGCCAGGAGCAGAUGCAGGAGUUCAGGGCCUCCUUCAACCACUUCGACAAGGACCACGGGGGUGCCCUGGGCCCCGAGGAGUUCAAGGCCUGUCUCAUCAGCCUGGGCUACGACGUGGAGAACGACCGCCAGAAGCGCACGGGCAGCCUGGACACGGACGACUCCCGCGCUCUCCGUACCUCCGCGGGACACGGCCUGGGCGACGCCGAAUUUAACCGGAUCAUGAGCCUGGUGGAUCCCAACAACAGCGGCACCGUCACCUUCCAGGCUUUUAUCGACUUCAUGUCCCGGGAAACCACCGACACGGACACGGCCGACCAGGUCAUCGCCUCCUUCAAGGUCCUGGCGGGCGACAAGAACUACAUCACGGCGGAGGAGCUGCGGCGGGAGCUGCCCCCCGAGCAGGCCGAGUACUGCAUCGCCCGCAUGGCGCCCUACCGCGGCCCCGACGCCCUCCCCGGCGCCCUGGACUACAAGUCCUUCUCCACCGCCCUCUACGGCGAGAGCGACCUCUGAGAAACCCCCCCACAAACCCCCCCCCCAGCCACGGGCCGCGGGGGCACCAAGCGCUGGCGCUUCCCCGAAAACCCCCCCCCCACCUUGCUCCGCGCCCGCCGAAAACCCCCCCAGCCCCUGCGCGAGGGGCCACUGUCGGGUUUUUGGGGGGGG
Molecule: messenger RNA, 3037 nt
Organism: Chroicocephalus ridibundus (black-headed gull)
Lineage: Eukaryota; Metazoa; Chordata; Aves; Charadriiformes; Laridae
Gene: ACTN4
Product: actinin alpha 4
Biological process (GO): muscle cell development; actin cytoskeleton organization
Cellular component (GO): cell projection; plasma membrane; cell junction
Molecular function (GO): actin filament binding; calcium ion binding
Source: RefSeq, a predicted model, not a curated record